AACAGUACCGGCGUUUUGUUCGGUAAAUUACGUUCUAGAUUAAUUCAAGGUUUGCAUGAAAGUUAUCAACAGUUUAAUUUUCAACUCCUUAUCAAAUCAAAGUUGAAGAGAAAUGGCGGCGUCGUGGUCGAUGGGUCCCGGCACUUUGGAAGUGCCCAUGUCAUUAUUUGCUAAAAACAGGACGAGGUUAGCAGAAAAAUUAAAACCGGGACAAGUCGUAGUACUGCAGGGUGGGGAGAGCAUUCCUCAUUAUGACACAGACAUCGAGUAUGUGUUUAGACAGGCAACAUACUUCACAUGGCUGUGCGGGGUACGCGAAGAAGGCUGCUUCUUAGCCCUUGACAUUGGCACAUCUAAGUCCUACUUGUUCAUCCCUCGACUGCCUGCGGAGUACGAGGUGUGGAUGGGCAAACUGCACACUUGCGAGGACUUCAAGCGGAUGUAUGCUGUGGAUGAAGUUCAUUAUGUUGAUGAGAUUCAAAAAGUUCUCAAAGGAUUGAAUCCAGAUGUUCUACUUACACUGAGUGGUCCAAAUACAGAUAGUGGUUUGACCGCAAGAGAAGCCGUGUUUGAAGGAAUUGAUGAGUUCAAAGUGGAUAAUGAGAUAUUGUUCCCAAUAAUUGCAGAGUUACGAGUCAUCAAAACACCCGAAGAAAUAGAAGUUAUGCGUUACGUCGUCAAAGUUUCUUCCGACGCCCAUAAACAGGUGAUGCUCUUCGCGAAACCUGGGCUAAUGGAGUACCAAUGCGAGUCCAUUUUCCUCGACCACUGCUACCGCGUGGGCGGCUGCCGGCACGUGUCGUACACGUGCAUCUGCGGCUCCGGACACAACGCGGCCACGCUCCACUACGGGCACGCGGGCGCGCCCAACAGCAAGGUCAUUCAGCCUGGCGACAUGUGUUUAUUCGACAUGGGGGGUAAUUACGCGGGCUACGCGGCUGACAUAACGUGCAGCUUCCCCGCCGAUGGCAAGUUCACGCCCGACCAGAAACUCGUCUACGAGGCCGUGCUGGUCGCUAGAGACGCCGUUAUCGAAGCCGCUCGCCCGGGAGUGAUGUGGCCCGACAUGCACCUGGCCGCUAACAGUGCUAUGCUGGAGCAUUUGAAACAGGGCGGUCUGCUCCAGGGAGAUGUAGAAGAUAUGAUUAAGGCGGGCGUGAACGGUAUCCUCCAACCGCACGGGCUCGGGCACCUGCUCGGGCUGGAUGUGCACGACGUCGGCGGCUACCUGCCGGCGUGCCCGCCGAGGCCCGAGGGCGUGCUGGCGCGCCUGCGCACUGCGCGGCGCCUGCAGCCCGGCAUGCUGCUUACUAUUGAACCAGGCUGCUAUUUUAUACCUCCGCUACUCAACGCAGCUAAAAACAACCCGGAGCAGUCAAAAUUCUUCAACUGGGAUGUGGUUGACCGCUUCACAGGAUUCGGUGGUGUUCGUAUAGAAGAUGACGUGCUUAUAACUGAGACUGGCGUUGAAAACCUCACCUUGGUGCCUAGGACGUAA
This is a messenger RNA of Cydia amplana, 1498 nucleotides long. It is a transcript of the gene Dip-C, whose product is annotated as xaa-Pro dipeptidase. Gene Ontology annotation, molecular function: metalloaminopeptidase activity; manganese ion binding. The transcript has 12 exons. Bases 113 to 1498 code for a protein of 461 amino acids. NCBI's taxonomy places the organism in Eukaryota, Metazoa, Arthropoda, Insecta, Lepidoptera, Tortricidae. The record is from RefSeq and is a predicted model, not a curated record.